This is a messenger RNA of Truncatella angustata, 1332 nucleotides long. Its product is annotated as DHH family protein. Bases 1 to 1332 code for a protein of 443 amino acids. NCBI's taxonomy places the organism in Eukaryota, Fungi, Ascomycota, Sordariomycetes, Amphisphaeriales, Sporocadaceae. The record is from RefSeq and is a predicted model, not a curated record. The transcript is spliced from 2 exons.
AUGAAAAGAAGUACUCCAUCCACCAGCACGAAAGCCGGAUCGAAAUCCAAAAAACCCCGAGUUGAGGUGCCAGAGUAUCAUCUAACUCCACCAGUACGUGAUGAGGCCGGCAAGGCUGUGUGGCCGGCCCCUAAAGAUCAAAUAGAAAAGGCUAGGAGUGUUAUUCAAGAAUGUGCUGCUACUGGAGGGAAAACACUUAUAGUUCCCGACAAAGAUGCAGAUGGCCUCGCCUCAGGCGCCAUCCUACAAAAGACGCUGAUCUUGCUAGGACUCAGCCCAGAUCUCAUAUCAGCGCAUCUGCUCCAGAAAGGCCGCAACAUCCACGAUGAGUGCGAACGAAAGGCCAUGGCUGCGCACAAGCCGGAUUAUAUAUUCGUCCUCGAUCAAGGCUCCAGGAAAUCUGCUCCAGUCAUAGAUGAGACUCAUAAAGCCUUGGUCAUUGAUCAUCACUUCGCGCUGGAGGACGAUUUCCCUGAAGGUGCCGAGCACGUGACGGCUUGUGACUCUCCACCAGUAGCCACAAGCUCGUUGCUUACGUAUCUCAUUUGUUCUGAGCUGCAUGACAAAGUAAAGGAGUCGUGCGAUUGGCUCUGUGUGAUGGGCACGCACGGUGACUUGGGCAACACAUUGAAAUGGGAACCUCCGUUUCCAGACAUGAAAACAACUUUCAAGACACAUACGAAGAAGGCAAUCAACGAUGCAGUCUCCUUGAUCAAUGCGCCAAGAAGGACCGCAACAUACGAUGUUCCAGGAGCUUGGGAAGCCUUGACAGCGGCAGAGUCGCCAGCAGGCUUGCUGAAGAACCGCACUCUACUAGCAGCAAGAGCCGAAGUCAACACUGAGGUCGAGCGAUGUACACAUACCGCACCCAAGUUCUCGGGAGAUGGCAAGAUCGCAAUUUUUAGGAUCAACUCAGCGGCUCAAAUUCACCCGGUUAUCGCGACUCGGUGGGCAGGGCAUUUGCAGUCAUCGAAGCUCGAAGUCAUUCUGGUGGCUAAUGAAGGCUAUCUUCCUGGGAUGGUGAACUUUUCGUGUCGCAUACCGCGAAGCGCGAGAGCUCGGGAUUCUCCUGUCAACAUCAUUGCAACCUUGGAAGAGAUCGCAGAUAAGGCGCCAAACCCCACGUUGAGAACGCGCUUGGGCGAAUCAUUUGCUAGAGGGCACAAGGAAGCCAGUGGUGGAAUAGUCCCAAAGGCUGAAUUCGAAGAGCUGAUGGAGAUACUCGAGAUCGGCAAGAAGUCUGAAGAAAGCAGUCCAUCUAAGAGGAAGGCGAAGGAGAACUUGCCAAAGCAAUCCAAUACUUUGAUGAACUACUUUGGUAAAGUGAGCUGA